CGUGAUAGUAAGUACGAGUCACGUGACGUGACGUCAUCACCGCGACGUGGCAGGUAGUGGCAAAUUGUCGGCCAUUUUCAGUGUCUGUGGUUCUGUGGAGGUCUUUAUUUCGCGUUUUCCGAGGGAUUUUGGUGAAUCAGAUUGCUAAACAAAAUGGGCAAUAUAUUUGCCAAUCUCUUUAAGGGCCUUUUUGGCAAGAAAGAGAUGCGUAUCUUGAUGGUGGGGUUAGAUGCUGCUGGUAAAACUACAAUCCUUUACAAGCUCAAAUUGGGUGAAAUUGUAACCACUAUCCCCACAAUUGGUUUCAAUGUUGAAACUGUGGAAUACAAAAAUAUCAGUUUCACAGUGUGGGAUGUAGGUGGUCAAGAUAAAAUCAGACCUCUAUGGCGUCAUUACUUCCAAAAUACACAGGGACUCAUUUUUGUAGUAGAUUCAAAUGAUCGAGAGCGUAUAGGUGAAGCGCGAGAGGAGUUAAUGCGUAUGUUAGCUGAAGAUGAACUCAGAGAUGCUGUGUUGCUCAUAUUUGCUAACAAACAGGACUUGCCAAAUGCCAUGAAUGCAGCAGAGAUCACAGACAAAUUGGGACUUCAUUCUUUGAGGAACAGGAAUUGGUACAUCCAGGCAACGUGUGCCACGAGUGGUGAUGGCCUUUAUGAAGGUUUAGAUUGGCUGAGCAAUCAACUGAAGAAUGCAAACCGCUAAUCUUUAGCACCAGCAGCUCACAUACACACACUUUUUAAGUUUAAUAACUAGUGAGCAGUGAUAUAUAAACAUAUAUCAAUGAUGUUGCUGGAUGGAUCAUCAGGAAGCUUUUUUUUGUGCAAUUGCACAGGAAAGUUAGUGAUGACAAAUGACUAUCCUCAUUGAAAAGAAUAAAAAAAAUAGACUGGUAUAAAAGGAAAGUUAUCAGUGUGUAACAAACACUGUGAAAUAUGUAAUCCAUUAUAAAAUGGCUAGGUGGGUCUCCCCACUAGCCUAAGGAAGUAAGGAAGGAAGCAGGUGGUCAGGUGCUGGGUGAAUUUUUUUUUCUUUACCUUUGCCCCGACAUGUGCAGUGAACAAGUGGAUGAUGGGCUGGACAUAAUAGCAAUGAUGUUACCUCAAAUUGUGUUGUCAGAUGUGUGAAUGAAUUUUAAGUGCUGAACGGAGGAGAACAUGCCUUGCUGUUUGUCCAGUCUUCAAGUAUCGAAUUCAAAGUUAGGU
This is a messenger RNA of Macrobrachium nipponense, 1202 nucleotides long. Its product is annotated as ADP-ribosylation factor 1. The transcript has 5 exons. Lineage: Eukaryota; Metazoa; Arthropoda; Malacostraca; Decapoda; Palaemonidae. Gene Ontology annotation, cellular component: cytoplasm; plasma membrane. Gene Ontology annotation, biological process: vesicle-mediated transport; intracellular protein transport. The record is from RefSeq and is a predicted model, not a curated record. The coding region runs from base 154 to 702 and encodes 182 amino acids. Gene Ontology annotation, molecular function: GTP binding; GTPase activity.